AUGGCGACCUUCUCCCCGAUAAUGCGGCAGCUGGGCUGCUUCAGGUCGCUGAUUAAACCCCAGCCCUGGCUGCAAUCUCGGUCCAUCUCGACCGCAUACACUCCGAAGCCAGAGCCCGCGCCUCUUCCGACCAGACUGCCGCAAUCGUUCCUGUCACAAAUACCGUCUCGCCUGCAGCCGAAUAAUGGACGCAAGAAGCUCAAGGUCUACCCUCCGCCGCCGACGGUCCGUUCUACGUGCAAAGACCCCGUGGGAGCAGUGACGGAAGCUCAGUUAGCGACUCUCGACCCCACCGGUGAACGUAAGGCGUUGUUCGACUACCGACGAAACCCCCGCAGUGUCAAGGUUGGCGACAUCUUGCGCGUGACGUUCAAGAACGGAGAUCCUUUCUCCGGCCCCGAACGUGGAGAGCGUGGAGAUCGUGCAGAGGACGGAGAAGCGGAAGAGAAGAGCAAGAUUGUAUUACAUGCGGUGCGUGAACCCUCAUAUCUGGCGUCUUUCCCCUAUCCACUUCUUGUCGCAUCCGCGGAUGGAACUGACUUCGCUUCGCUACUCUUUAGGAAGCCCAAGCAUGACAUGGGCAGCGUGGAGAACAUCGUAUCCAACUACCUCCGGCAGAAGUCUGCUCUCACUGGCCAGAGAAGACCUGGACAGAAACGGUAA
Molecule: messenger RNA, 663 nt
Organism: Aspergillus terreus NIH2624
Lineage: Eukaryota; Fungi; Ascomycota; Eurotiomycetes; Eurotiales; Aspergillaceae
Product: mitochondrial 54S ribosomal protein bL19m
Exons: 3
Coding region: 1-663 (220 amino acids)
Source: RefSeq, a predicted model, not a curated record